Messenger RNA from Leptopilina boulardi, 1279 nucleotides. RefSeq lists its product as uncharacterized. The record is from RefSeq and is a predicted model, not a curated record. The transcript is spliced from 3 exons. Bases 433 to 1110 code for a protein of 225 amino acids. Lineage: Eukaryota; Metazoa; Arthropoda; Insecta; Hymenoptera; Figitidae.
CACUCAGUCUCUAUUCGAACACAAGAGAUUAUCUUGCGCGCACUUUAAGUUGAAUCAAAGCUUUCAUUCGGUGUGCAUCGCUUUUUUAUUCGCGUUUUCUGUCAUUUUUCUCUAUUUUGAAAAUUUUUAAUUCACAUGUCAUGUGAAAAAAAAGUGUUAUUUCUUUCAAUUUUAAUACGAAAUAAUAGAAAUUAAAUAAAAUUUUAAAAAAAUUAUUUUCAUGUAAUUAUAAUUAUUGUAAUUAAUAAUUAAUAAUUAAUUAUAAUUCCAAUAUAUUGCAUUUGAAAAAAUAAUUUUAAAUUAAAAUUCUACUUACGUAGAGAUUUAAAAGUGACAAUAAAAUUGUAAUUUAUCGUAUAUAAAUAAAUUAAUUACAAAAUUUUUCCAAGAGAAUUCCAAAAUAAUUGUGAUCAAAUUUGAUUGAAGUGAGAAAUGGCUCCAACAGUAUGUAUGACAGAGUUUCCAGAGACGGGAAAAUCCCACAAAUGUGUACGUCGAAGACAAAGAAUUCAAGAAAAAAAUAUAAGUAAAAAAGUGGAAUUAAAAAAAUUGUCGAAUAAGAAAUUUGAAAUUCAAGAAAUAACAACACAUCCAUUAAAUUCAAUUAUUUCACGACCACAAUGUCCAAUGGAUUCUUACGUUCCAAUUAUUUUAAGAUCAUCACGACAAGUCACUUCUUCAGCUAAUGACAAUCAAUGGAAAAUAGCAAUGAGACGAGAUGGUCUUGUUGACAUUUUCAUAAGGACAAUUGCAUUGGUAAGAAGAAAUCACAUUUUACAAAGGCGAGUGAAUGCACUUCGGGAGGAAACACAAAAUUUCAUUUCCUCAAUGAUGAACAAUUCAGGAAAUGAAUCAGAGAAUGAAAAUAUUUCUCAUUCACAAAAUGAAAAUAGUCAAGUUUCCUCAACGACGGAAAAUAUUACCAGAUCAUCAUCUUCAAUUAAUGUAAAAACUACGAAAAUUUAUUCAAAAUCAUUAAUAAUUAAUGAUUCUAGAAGUGAAGAAAAAAAAUUAAAUUCAAAUUCCAAAUUCACAAAUGAUUCAAGAACUGAUCGUGAAUCAAUAAAUAAAGUUUCUUCUUCCAGUGAAGCAUGUCACUAUAGGACAUAGAAAACUUUUUUUUUUAGCUUAUUAAAAGCUGUAAAUAUAAAUUUUUUUUCGGUAUUAUAUUUUCGCAUCUGUGAAAAGAAAAAAAAAAAAGAAUUACAAUAAAUUCUCAAUGGGAAAUUGAAUCGAGAGAAAUAUAUAUUAUAAUUACAUAGUAUAAUAUAUAAAAUAA